AAUAAGUAUUUAAGGACGCUGUAACAUUGCACUUGGUGGCGUUGAUGGAGGAAUGAACUUGAACUCACAGCAGUGAGAUCUUGUGUUUCACUCGCGUACACGCAGCGCCCUCUGGAGCUCAACAGCUGACUCAGUUUCGGAUUACUAGCCGUGCAGCUGAGUGUAGGAACAACAAAAACAUGUCCGAGUACGAGAGGCUGAACCGUUAACUAGCAACAGCCACCUGCAGUCAACCUAGACAAGUCGUUUAUUCGACCGACUGCUAUAUGAUUCCCGUCGUGACAACGGCCGACAACCCAGAAAGAUGCCGCAGAAAGCACUGGGAUCCAUUGUAGGUCUUCUUUGUACCGGGACCUGUCUGGUGCAGGGGAAGGAGUUCUGUUUUGGGGUAAACAAUGAACAGUACCGCUGUGAGAUGGGGUACUGCUGUGGAGAGACAGAAUGCUGCACCUACUACUACGAGCUUUGGUGGUUCUGGUUGGUAUGGACCCUAAUCAUCAUGCUUAGCUGCUGCUGUGCCUACCGACACCGGAGGGUUAAGAUGCGUCUUCAACAGGAGCAACGCCAACGUGAGAUCAGCCUCAUGGCCUACCAGGGAGCCUCCAGCUCCUUCAUUUCGCCUCCACCGCUCAAUCUAAGGUUCUGGAACGACUGCAAGCUUCCCGACUAUGAAGAGGUGGUAGGUCACCCCCCGACACCCCCUCCCCCUUACUCUGAAAACCCCCCUGAGACUCAAGCACCCCUUCCACAAGUGAGCCAGCCAGACGCUGCCACCGUGCCACAGCCGCUGGCUGAGGCAGACCCGAGUUUGAACAGUCAAGCCUCAGGCUCAUCUUCGGACCAGGAAGAAGCGUCGAUGCCCAUCCAAGCUCAGUGUCUGGCGGAGGAGAACGCACAGGCUCCAUUGAUGGCGGCGGAGGAAGAGGAGGACGAGGAGCUCGUCACCCGGCGUCGCCACGUGACCGGCGACUCUGGGAUCGAAGUGUGCGUUUGCCAGCUGGACGUGGACGAGGGCUCGGGGCUCGAGGAGGAGAGCGACGAGGAGCAGCGGAUGUGCAAGGUCCCCGCUCGGGAUUGCUGCUCUGGGCACCAGCAGCAGACCUUCAGACAGAAGGAACGCACCUCUGAGCUGCCUAGCCAGACCGCCAGCACCAGCACUGGGGACCACAUGGUGUGAUCCACAGCUUAACUAACCAGCCAACCAGUGUGGCUUUCUGCUUCCCACAGGGUGAUACGAAGAUAGCUGUUGUCGUCAUCAUCAUCAUCACCACAGAGAGUGUCUGUGUUUUAUUUCUUUGAAUUAACACACAGGCACGACGUUAAGAUGAUGAUGAUAACUAAUCCUUAAUGGCUCCUGAUUAGGAACGAUGACUAACGCAUUGUUUGGACAAAACUCCAUUUUAUUAUUUUGCUUUGCUUUUCCUUAGCGGGGAAACCAGCAAACACAUGUUGACGCUCCAUUUGGUAUGUUUUGUUUUUCUUUUUCGCAUUAGGUGGGAGAACAUAAUUGGGUAGUGAGAAGGCAGCAAUUGAUUGUGAGUGAAAAUGUUUCCCUCGCUCCUACCUUCUCCUCGAGCACUGCCAUCAUGUUUCCGUUUCUGUCUUGCCACUCUCCUUCGGUCGGAACAUUUCCGGCCAUCCUUCCAUCUGACAUUUUACCUCUGGUGGGAUGGUGAGCUAGGAGCAUACCGACACGGUCAACAACAUUUCUCCCCCCUGUCCCCGCUAUGACUAAGCAGAGGAGUCAAAAACAAACCUCUUGAAAACUUAGGAUGAUACUGGAUGAAUCGACAAGAGCACACAUUUAGUUUUUUUUUCUUCUUUUUUUCUUUUCUCUCCCCAAAAGCUGUGUGUGAGUUUAUGUGUGUGUGUGCUGUGAAAUCUAGGGCACAGCUGCAUGGUGAUGUCAGCUCUGAGGUCAUGGCAACCAGCGUCUGGUGUCCUCUGGUGUGAAGUCUUUUCGCAUCUAGAGUAGGCGGGGGGGGGUAUAAACCCACAAAUAGCAGAGGAGACAGGAAUGAGUUGCGUUGUUCCGUCUCCCUCCCCCGGCCUUUUCUUCUUCUCCUUUUUGAUAUCCAUAUUGUGGUCUCCACAGCUCUGUGGUUACCUAUCAGCAUGACUGUAGGUAAGGAAUGACCAGCGUUUAAUGCUGAUUUAUUGAUUGUGUGAUCUUCCCACUUCAGUUCCCGACUGCAUUGAAUUCAUAGUAAUAGCCAAGAAGGCUAUGCCACCGAUUAUUAUAUAUUUUUUGUUAAUCAGUAAAAAGCCUUGUGGUGGCUCUGUGUUAGCGUGUUUUACUUACUGUGUAAUGUCGGAGCGAGUAGUCGCAGCAUUUGGCUCAUUCUACACAUAAGUAUAGAGUUCAUGGAUGUUCAUAACGAAGGAUGUACUUGCUUUUUUUUUUUCAUAACCAAGUAUGCUUCAGUAAAUGCCACAGAUGUCACUUAAUUGCAACAAAGCUCCCAGUGGGGGGGCUGCUAGAAUGUGUUCUAGUGAGUGGAUGUUACAGUGCAGUAGGGAAGGUGUGUGUGUGUGUAUCUUUAAAGUGCUGUAGCAUCUGGUUGAAAUACUUAUUCAGCACUGAGGUGGAUUAACUAUUAAAAAGCACUGGUAUUAUGCAUGAAGCAUGAAUUUCUGUGAUUAUAUUUGAGUUCAUUAGCAUUUCCUAUAGCAGUCGCUUUGCUCAUCUUGUCUGUCAGAGUGAUCGCGGGCUACAGCGGCUACACAACUGUGCACACAGAUGUUCGGGUUAACGAAUUGGCCUGAGUUAAGAGUUGUUUUUUUUUUUAGACGAUGGAUGUAGUUUCAUUGUUUUGUUUAUGACUAGGUGAGCCAGCGCUGGUAGCUAGUUAGUCGGCGCUGUCUUGGAUUUCUGUGGCCCCCGUAGCUCUUAGCAGUGUGAGGGAUCUGUAGUGGUAUUUUCCAUUGGCAGCAGACGACGGGUGCGUUAGCAACCUGAGGUGGAUGCAGGCUCCUCUCUGCGGUCCAGUCAGUGUUGGCACAGCUGCAGUAUCUAUUGUGAUUGACUGCAUGCCUCUCUGCAUGUCAUGUCGCUUGCUUGCCCAAUAUACUGUACAGUAUGUAUUCAAUGCAUAGCAGUUAUAGUGGGUGUUGUCAGAUAGGAGAACCACUGCGAAACAAAAUUGUUACUUGUUACAAGUCCGUGCGAGACGAGCGGGAACUGAUAAGUCAGUAAAUGUCUCGCUGAUAAUUUAGUUUGGAUGUUCAGCAGCUUUUCUUUGGUUUGUUGUCUGUCUGCUCUGAUAGCGUGUGUCCAAAUGGGCACAGUGUAAAGACUCGGGUCAGUCAUUCGCAGUCUGCUUCACACGCUCACAAAGUACUGCUCCAGAUUGGCACCUAACAUUAUCAUGAUGCGACACAGUGCAAUAUUUUGUUCUAGAUAAACACCAUUCAAGGUAACCAUGUCCUAAAUACAGUAUCCUGGAUGAAUUGGCAGUUAUCACUCGACAGACAUCGCAUAUUGUGACUUAAAUAUAGCUAUUAAACAUAUGUUACCAGCUGGCAAAGUGGCAAGUAAAUGUUAACAUUUCAUGCUUGAUGGAUAUAUUUAUUCAGGCACUUACAUUUCUGGCACUGAUAGAGCAGCCAAGGAUACAUUAGGAAGUUCUUGCCAUCUUAACAGGACAUGACACUGGGUUUCGUCUUCCCUCCCAACUCUCGGCUAUGUUUGAGUUGAGCUACGCUGCAUGCUAUUGUGGCCAGUGUAUUGAAAACAACACAAGAGGCUCCAGUGUGCCAAAAAUAUCAACGCAGAGUGAAACAAAAUGAAUACACAGCUGCCUAAUGUUUCCGUUGAAAGAAUAUUUACGUUUCAUGUCCGUUAAAUAGCCCUAAGGAAACAUGCCGCGGGCCAGUUUUUACAGCAGCAGUGAAAGCUUUGCAGUUCUUGUGUCGCGUAGUGGAGCAGGUGUUUUAAAUAUGAAGCCAAAAUAACAUGACAAUGACCUUUUCAGAAGAGCUGUUACACUGUGAGCAUGACUGCACACCCAUUAGCACAAGUGAUAUAAGACAUUUCUUUGACCAACACACCUCAAGCUGCCUUGCUGCAUCUCUAGAGAGCAAAUGUCUUGAUUAUAGAGCUGCACAAUAAAAUAUCGCCUCCGUAUGCAGAAACAUAUGUGCUACUGCCUUAUUAGAGUAGAUGUAGUCGCGCAGUUCUGUUGGGGAUUUUUCUUAUUUGAAUGGUAAUGUUUGUGUUGUUCCAGGCAUGAUAGCUUCAGAGCAGAGGGGUGCUUUUAUUCAAUAGGAAACGGCACCCGAGUCUCUUCCACUCGCUUUUUGAGAAGAGGAUGUGGUUUGAAAACAUUAUAAAGCCACAAGAUUUAUACUGUCACAUGUUCUGUAGAGUUUUACUUGCAUUGGUUUUGUAUCCGAGGGGUAGAGCAUGAGUUGAAUUUAAAAAUACUGUGUGUCUAGUUUAGUCGAUGGAAUUUGUCAAAACCAGAUUUUUGAGUUUCAUUCUGUUUUUGUUCCACGGAUCUGGUCAUGAUUAAGUUUGUGAUAUGAGCUGACUCGUGAGGAAAAGUGUGAGGAAUAUGAGGAAAUAAAACAGCAACUAUAUAUUCUUAUUUUUGUUUUCCAUUGUUUUCUGAUUCAUUCUGUUUGCGUUUCGAGGACAAACGUCAACUCCGACAAGAGGUCGCUUUGCGAUCUUCUUGCUAAGGUGCAUUUUUUUUUUUUUUUUUUUUGCUUAUUUGUAUACAUGUAAACAAAAUAAUAAGGGGAAGAGGGAGGGGAGAAACGGAUAGGGGUACUUUUGUGCAUGAGUGAACUGGAGGUCCAUAGUUUUCUCAUUGCCAAACAACUACUAUGCCUCCCUGGAUUUCACAUGUUUACUGAGAUUAAGGGCUAUAUCAGUCAUCAGUUGUGGGCAAACGUCCAUUCAAUCCAUUUAUCCAUUUCGUGCUCUGUGCUGUUUUUAUUUAAAGCCACAGUUGCCGAGGUCCACUAUCUGAACAUGGUCAGACAUCUGCAAUGUGAACAUGGUCAGUGUUUGGAUUUAGGAUGUCCUGUUUUCAAUGUUGUGGUGGAGCUCAUCUUUAACAAUAGCUGAUUGUAUAUGACCAUAUAUAUGUUUGUUUUAUAGGCUUUAACUUUGCCUUUUUUUUUGUCAACCUCAACGGAGGUGCGUGAUGCGACACCCCCUCCCCACCCUCACCCCUACCCCGCCGAAUGAGAACCAUUCUCCUACUAAUGUAACCAGCUGCGUGUGUGUGUGUGUGUGUAUGUGUGUGUGUGUGUGUGUAUGUGGUUGCGACAGAAGUUUUCACUUUGCUCCGUUGGCUCUCUUGUGGACUGUUGACUCCACCUUUCACCAAGCUCCGUCUAGUCAACAGAAGUCGUAGCCGACGUCGUAGCCGUUUUUUUUUUUUUUUUUUUUUUUUGGGCUCUGCAUGUGGAAACAGAAGGGCACGCCCGCCCAUGCUGAAGUGUCGACGGAAUGAUCAACCAAAGUCGCUGCCAUCUCCAUGCAGAUCAUCACUGUUUUCACUGGAUUGCGUGUGUGUGUGUGUAUGUAGUUGUCAUGGCGAUGGUCUGUUUGGUUUCCCACUCUCAGGGUUAUCUUUAACAAGCAGUGCUAGAGUUUAACACAUUUUUGACCCACUAAUCUCAUAAAGCCAAAGCAGUCGUUUCAUGAUAAUUGUCUCCCCGUUGUCGUCUGAUGUUACUUCUGCAUCACGCAUCUCUGUCGUGUGUAUUGUACUUUACUCAACUGGGCUAUGCAAAAACAUAAACCUACUGUUAUAUGCUGCGACCCCUUUCUCACGUUUCUCUGUCAUUUGUCUGUGGGCACCAGUACAAGCAAUAUAACUCUCAGUACAUGUGUCACUGCACUGUACUGUAAUUUUACUUUGGUUGAUCUGUGUACAUGUAUUUGUUAAAGAAAACUUGUAAAAAACAAACAAAAAAACAAACAUGUUAUGCUCCUACAAUGAUGUGGUGAGUUUGAUUCAGUGUCCGAUGAGAGGCUUGAGUUAAAAAGCCAUUCUAGUUUAUAUAUUUUUUCCUGUUUUUUUGGGGGGCGUUUUCCUGCCUGCCUCCUGAACCACUAACACCUUCUACUUCCGACUUAUGGAUAAACCACAUUAUUAAGUUGUAUAAGCCGAAUGGAAAAAAGUUCAAUAUGUUGUUGAUUAAUUCAUAUUUGAUAUCUUUGGACUGCCACUUUGUCAUCCUUCAUUUCUGUUGCACUAAUUUGAUUCGUUUUGUUUUUUUCUCAGUUUAAGCAACAUCUUCCUUCUUUUUCCAUCAUGAUGGUUUUUCACCGACUCAAUAUUUAACCGUUGCCUUCUAAUCCUCAGUUACUAUACCAUCAACUUUCAAAAUUUUUAUAUAUUAUACACAUGAAAGACCUCAACAUGGAACACAGUCAGCCUACAUUAAACCAGGACACAUUAGUGGAGCCCUCAAAACUUUUUUUUUUUUCCCCUCAGCCAUCGAUAAUACCAAACAGAUGGAGGUGCCAUGGUUGAGCUAUGUGGAUUUUCUUUUUUUUUUCUUUUUUUUUGAUGAGAAACACCUUAGUUUGAGCAUCAAUCAUACAAAAACAAACCACUCUUUCUACAUUUUUGUUCCUAAUAACUUUAAACAAGCCAAAAUGAGUAAAGUGUAAAAAAAAAAAGAGAAAAAAAUUAAAGCACUGAAUGAUAAAUAAAAUGCUUUGGUUUUAGUAAGAAGUCUGCUGUGUACUUGUUGGGUCAUCAUUUGUAUUUUAUU
Messenger RNA from Larimichthys crocea (large yellow croaker), 6738 nucleotides. RefSeq names its product WW domain binding protein 1 (gene wbp1). NCBI's taxonomy places the organism in Eukaryota, Metazoa, Chordata, Actinopteri, Sciaenidae. The coding region runs from base 305 to 1177 and encodes 290 amino acids. The transcript has 4 exons. The record is from RefSeq and is a predicted model, not a curated record.